Molecule: messenger RNA, 1261 nt
Organism: Cottoperca gobio
Lineage: Eukaryota; Metazoa; Chordata; Actinopteri; Perciformes; Bovichtidae
Gene: ccnh
Product: cyclin H
Exons: 10
Coding region: 147-1106 (319 amino acids)
Biological process (GO): DNA-templated transcription; regulation of transcription by RNA polymerase II
Cellular component (GO): transcription factor TFIIK complex
Molecular function (GO): cyclin-dependent protein serine/threonine kinase regulator activity
Source: RefSeq, a predicted model, not a curated record
AUUUUUUUUUUAAAACAGUGAUUUUGAAGUUUCACGAGGAAUUAGAGAGGCUGUUUUUGUACACAGCUACCUACUGCCUCACUAAAUCAUUGUUGUCGUCAACGCUAUCCGGUUUUGCAUGGACUAAAAACAAAUACAAAGCCGCCAUGUUUCACAACAGUUCACAGGGGAAAUUCUGGAUUUUUAAAAGUGAAGACGAAGUCGAGCAGAAGAGAUACAAGGCCAACCAGAAAGUCCGUAACAAGAUAAUAGAAAGUGGAAAGCCUGGAGUGAGCGAGUCCAAGUUGUUGGAGCAUCACGAGGAAGACGUUUUAUUCCGCCACUAUGAGAAGAGGAUGCUGGACUUCUGCAAUGCUUUCAAGCCUGUAAUGCCCAAGUCUGUUGUGGGUACAGCCAUCAUGUACUUCAGAAGAUUCUACCUGAACAACUCAAUUAUGGAGCAUCACCCUAGGAUUAUCAUGCUGACGUGUGCAUACCUGUCCUGUAAAGUGGAUGAGUUCAACGUGUCCAGCACCCAGUUCGUGGGAAACCUUCUGCAGGAGACGCCCGCAGGGCAGGAAAGGGUUCUGGAGCAGAUCCUGGAGUAUGAGCUGCUGCUGAUCCAACAACUCAAGUUUCACCUGGUGGUCCACAACCCCUACAGACCAAUGGAGGGUCUGCUCAUCGACCUCAAGACAAGAUUCCCCACGCUGGAGAACCCAGAAUCGCUGAGGAAGAAUGCUGAUGACUUUCUGACACAGGCAGCCAUGACCGACGCAGGACUGCUGUUUCCCCCCUCACAGAUCGCUCUAACAGCUAUUCUGAACAGCGCAUCGAGAGCCGGUCUCAGCAUGGAGAGCUACCUGAACGAAUGUUUGGGACUGAAAGAGGACAAAGAGACUCUCUCAAAGAUGUAUGAAUCAAUGAGCCGGAUGAAAACCCUAAAGAAGUAUGAACUUCCCAAAGCGGAGGAAGUGAACGCUUACAAAAAGAAGCUGGACAGGAUACAUGCCGAAUUUUCCAGUUCAAGCAACAAACGAAAGAGAGGAUAUGAAGAAGAUGGUCACGUAGCAAAAGAAGCACGUUUAACAGAAGAGCAGGAAUGGACUGAUGAAGACUUGGUAUGAGCAUUUACCCCAAAAUGCUACUAGUUCUCAUUUAAAACUGUCAAGAUUGGAUGACCAAGCCUUUAUAGAAAAGCACAAUGCAGUGUCAGACACUUUGCAUGUUAUAUUUACUUUGCCUUUUUGUUCCGCAGUAAGAAUAAAGAUAUUUUUCUACA